Molecule: messenger RNA, 1002 nt
Organism: Aegilops tauschii subsp. strangulata
Lineage: Eukaryota; Viridiplantae; Streptophyta; Magnoliopsida; Poales; Poaceae
Product: germin-like protein 9-3
Molecular function (GO): manganese ion binding
Source: RefSeq, a predicted model, not a curated record
AUGGAAACCUGGCUGCCUAUAAAUGGCAGCUUAUCAAUCAUAUCCUCCAUCACCACGGCUACAGGCAUUCACCUAGCAAAAGCUUCAAGCUCUGCUCUAACGGCGUCCAUGAACUUCUACUCCAUGGUGCUGGUGGCCAUUGCCCUGGUGUCAGCACCGCUGGCCGCUGUGGCCGGCGACCCGGACAUCCUCACUGAUUUCGUCGUGCCCACAUCGCUGAUCGGCAUUCCCAUCAACAUCACCGGCGACUACUUCACCUACACCAGCUUCCGCCCCGUGCCACUGCCGACGGCGACCUUCACGCUGUCCAAGGCCUCCAUGGCAGAAUUCCCGGCUCUCAACGGGCAGAGCGUCUCGUACGCCAAGCUCAGGUUCCCGCCGGGCACCGUGAACCCGACGCACACCCACCCCCGGGCUGCCGAGCUGCUCUUCCUCCUCGAGGGCACGCUCUCUGUUGGCUUCAUUGACACCGCCGGCAAGCUCUACACCAAGGACCUUGUCGCUGGCAACAUGUUUGUGUUCCCCAAGGGCCUGGUGCACUACCAGUCCAACCAGGGGUCUCGGCCCGCGAUGGCGCUCUCCGCGUUCGGCAGCGCCGCCGCGGGGACCGUGUCCGUGCCCGUCACCGUGUUCGGCACCGAAGUGGACGAUGUUGUGCUCGCCAAGUCAUUCAAGACUGACGUGCCCACUGUGCAGAAGCUCAAGGCGGCGCUCACUCCGCCACCCAAGAAAUAAGUCUGUCCGUUCAAGACCGAUGUGCCAACCGUCGUUGUGUGUGUUUUGGAUUUUUUUGCUUGUUGAAAUAACCGACCUGCCAGGCAAUGCAGAUAACCAAGUACUGCAUCCACAUGGUAGGAGCAAAUUGGUGGUGAAAUGUUGUUGAAUAUAUGUGUUUGCAAUGUCGUCUUGAUUUGGAUCGAACGGUUUGUGUGUGUUGAUGUUUGAAACUUGUGAUCUUGACUCUUUGAGUUACAUAUAUGUUUGCGAUUUUGAUUAGGUUGU